AUGGCCCUCUCGCGACCUCUCAGUGCCGCCUCGUCUCCCAGUGUGUCGCCUGACUUGAUGGCGCAGCGCUGGGGUUGGCUGGAACAGGGCAUGCCUCCUGUGGAGCAUGCCGAAUGCCGGCGUCUCAUGGUCAAGGCUAUCAUGGCUGGAGAAAGCGAGCAGAUCAUGAAUGAAUCCCUCAACGAGUUCCGUGCUCUCCGUUCCCGCCUCCAAGCGAAUGGGGAAUGGACCAUUGUCCUCGACUACUAUGGUCGUGGACCUGGUCCUCAGGCGCGCAAACGCGCCUGUGAAGACCAAAGCAGCCGAGCCGUCGUUGAGAACGACAUGGACGAGGAUCCCACAGAUGACUGGGCCCGAGUGAGUGAGGUGGACUCCCUCGACUUCGACGAGCUGUUCGCCUUCCCGACGCCAGAGAAUGAUCGCCCAGCACCGCCACCGAAGGCAAUGAACCGUAAGGAGAAGAACAAGGCACCGGCCUCUACCAGCUCCAUGCCGCCCGAUGUCUCCGACCUCGAGCAAUGGGGCCACACCGUGAUCGAGUUCGGCAAGUUCAAGAACUCCAACAUGUCGUACUUCGAGCUUGCCACCUCCGAUACCAAGGAGAUGAACUCCUACAAGGUUUGGGUCGUCAGUCACUUGGGACAGACGACGGGCCAAUGCAAGGACCUCGGCGAGUACUUGAAGGCAUUCACGGAGGCCGGCCUCAUGAAGAAGCAUGUGGUGAUCCCAGGCACCAGCUUGGUGCGUAAGUACAAGGCCAGUUCCAGCACCUCUUCCGGUUCGAACAACGUCGGCCCUACAACGCUCCGCCGGAAGUGA
This is a messenger RNA of Symbiodinium sp. CCMP2592, 819 nucleotides long. Lineage: Eukaryota; Dinophyceae; Suessiales; Symbiodiniaceae. The record is from the annotation of a GenBank genome assembly.